CAUGGCCAUCAAACCUGGCUCCUCUCUGGCCUGCAGGGAUAGGGCCAUUUUACAAGAUGGCUGCGGGUUAAAAAGGGCUUCUCUGCCUUAAGCACUGCUGGGCCAGUCUGGAGGAUCUCAGGGGACCCUUGUCCAUUUCUGGCAGAGCUGUGCCUUUUUGAUUGCUCUUGCAGAAAUUUGCAGAAAUUUGCCAUCCUCCUUGCACUCCUAAUUAAGAAAGGAGGCCUGAGUAGCCCUCAUUUCCUUUCCCCACUUCAAGACUGCUCAUAAAAAAUUACAAAGAGCUAGUCUAAACCCUGCAUGUUUCAGGCAUUAAGCAGAUAUAUUGGCCAAACUGGUUUGGAAUGACAAAAAAAUACUUCAACCGAAUUUGGAAGGCAACAGUUUGAGGAAUCCUUUGUGAUACAUUUUCCUUGGCUGCAAUAAUAUGUCUGUCUGUGAGGAUAUGCUUCUUUGCAAUUAUCGCAAAUGUCGAGUCAAGCUUUCAGGCUACGCGUGGGUCACGGCCUGCUCACAUAUCUUCUGUGACCAACAUGGCAGUGGAGAGUUCAGCCGAUCGCCAGCAGUCUGUCCAGCAUGCACCAGUGCCCUCUCUGGCAAGUUGGAUAUUGUUCGGACAGAGCUCAGUCCUUCGGAGGAAUAUAAAGCCAUGGUAUUAGCUGGAUUGCGUCCAGAAAUUAUUCUGGAUAUCAGCUCCAGGGCUUUGGCUUUCUGGACGUAUCAGGUCCAUCAAGAGCGCCUGUAUCAAGAAUAUACUUACAGCAAAGCAGAGGGCCAUCUGAAGCAAAUGGAGAAAGUCUACACUCAGCAACUCCAGAGCAAAGAUAUGGAGCUGACAUCUAUGAAGAGUGAAGUCUCUUCCUUAAAGAAAGUAUUGGAGGAAUACAAAAAGAAAUUCACUGAGCUGUCAGAGAAACUCAUGGAGCGUAAUCGUCAGUACCAAAAACUGCAGGGCUUGUAUGACAGCCUGAGAUUACGGAAUAUUGCUGUGGCCAAUCAGGAGGCAGGACAAGAGCCUGCCAUGAUGCCUCAGCCUGCUGUCUUUGGUUUCCCUCUGGGUAACGCUGCCAGAUACUCUCGGAACACUACACCUAUCCAGGGCCGGCAUGGUGAGGGGGACUUCCAUUUCAAGCCCUUCUUUGCCUCCUCUCCACCCAUGGGCGAGUCUGCCAACGGCUUCUUUUCCUUUGCCUCUCCUGACAAUGAUUUGGAACACCACGCAGGAGGCAACAGAGCGUAUAAAAUUAAGAGAAUGUAAAUCCUAAUGUGCAUUUCAGUUCAACUGCAGGAACUUCUAAAAACCCAGUUCAAUAUUUACAGGCCCGAGGUUUAAAACUAAACAAAAUCUCAACCCAAGAAACCAACUUUUUGUUACAUCAGUGAACGCCAAAUAUUUUCCAAGCCAUGUCAUAUGUUAAAGCAAGAGAGGGACACUUUGCAAAGUCAAUGUUUUUUGAACGGUUAGAUAGUAUACUGGGUUACCGUAGUUUACAUGAGCAUGAGUUUGUUACAGUAUACAGCUUGUCAUUGUUCCUCUAUAUAGCAACCUCCUUGCAAACACAACACUUCUGACACAUUUGCAGUGAUUUAAUUAUUGUGCAUUAUGAUGCAGUUUAAUUAGUGCUCAAACACUUAAUAAUUGCUUAUUGUAACAAGCUUGUUAUAAUGUUUUAAUCCACUGGUGACUGUUUUCAACUCUCACAUCUUAAAACAGCAU
Molecule: messenger RNA, 1717 nt
Organism: Crotalus tigris (Tiger rattlesnake)
Lineage: Eukaryota; Metazoa; Chordata; Lepidosauria; Squamata; Viperidae
Product: E3 ubiquitin-protein ligase CCNB1IP1-like
Exons: 5
Coding region: 428-1258 (276 amino acids)
Biological process (GO): reciprocal meiotic recombination
Cellular component (GO): synaptonemal complex
Molecular function (GO): ubiquitin protein ligase activity
Source: RefSeq, a predicted model, not a curated record